Molecule: messenger RNA, 546 nt
Organism: Rhodotorula toruloides NP11
Lineage: Eukaryota; Fungi; Basidiomycota; Microbotryomycetes; Sporidiobolales; Sporidiobolaceae
Product: mitotic spindle biogenesis protein Spc19
Exons: 4
Coding region: 1-546 (181 amino acids)
Biological process (GO): attachment of spindle microtubules to kinetochore
Cellular component (GO): DASH complex; spindle microtubule
Source: RefSeq, a predicted model, not a curated record
AUGUCCCGCACCGCACGACAGUCGAUGUACCCGACACCACCAGGAGCCUCACACUGGGCCGCACUCGACGCCUGCUCGGCCGCGCUCCAAGCGAGCUGCUCGAAUCUGGAGAGCGCGGUGGGCAUCUUGCACCAGGGAACGAUGGAUCUGCCGCGGUUGGCGGGCAUCGUGCAGAGCCGGCGGAUGUUCGACCUCGUCACGGAGAUAGAAGUCUUUGCGGCGCAACGAGCGCUGGCGAACGAGAUGGCGCCGCAGAUUGACGAGCUGAUUCGGAGGGCGGAAGACGGUCUCGAGGGAUUGAAGCAGAAGGAGCGGACAUUGCGGGCAAAGGUCGAGAAACGCCAAUCCGCCGCCUCUCGCUCCCAAACACCCAUCACCGUCGACCAAAGCGAGCUCGACACACUCGAGCAAAAGCUUGCCUCGCUCCAGCAGAAGAAGAACCGGCUAGGGAGGGAAGUCGAGGCGCUGGACGAGCGGGCUGCGAAGGCGAAAAGUGCGAGGGCGAGGCCGGGUGCGGCAACGGCGGGGCGAGGGGUGAAGCGGUGA